Molecule: messenger RNA, 2300 nt
Organism: Theobroma cacao (cacao)
Lineage: Eukaryota; Viridiplantae; Streptophyta; Magnoliopsida; Malvales; Malvaceae
Cellular component (GO): plasma membrane
Molecular function (GO): protein binding
Source: RefSeq, a predicted model, not a curated record
AUAGUAACAUCGUAUGUAUUGAAGACUUUGUGUCUGUAAACAUGAUUUCACCAUUGCUCGCUGCGGGUGUUAGAACUUAGGAGACCCGGAGGAUAGAUAGUCUUCGAAUACGUAAAAGAACCUGAAUUGAUUGGUGAAUGGUUAGUUGAUGACAGCGAGUUGGAAAAGCACCGGAGAAAAGAGAAGGAAAAAGAAGAACCUUAAAGUGCGGGUUUACUUUGUUUUCAUGGUCAUUGUUUAGUCAACUGUCAUUUUCUAUGCAACCUUUCUACUUGCAGACUGCCCAUGCACUCUCUUUGAAGAACAAAUUAGCAGUUUAAUCAGAUUCUUUACGGAAUUAUCAGCAAAACUCUUUCCCCUUGUAGGUUUCCCUUGUCUUUGAGCACCAUUAUACACACAACAUCUCUCCUUUUGAAUCAAAGAGCCUUAUGGAUCAAAGAUUGCUCAAGGCAGCAAGAUCAGGUGAUCUCAAUGUAAUCAAGCAACUUGCUGAUGCUGAAGGCAAUAUCCUUGGUGGAACAACUCCUCAAGGAAACACUGCUCUUCACAUGGUUGCAAGAUUCGGGCACGAGAAUUUGGUACAAGAGUUAAUGAAGCGGCAACCUAACCUUGUCCUCAAGAGUAACCUCAAAGGUGAGACCCCCGUCCAUGUUGCAGCCAGGGGUGGACAUUGGCGAAUUGUUCUGUUAUUCAGAGAUUCUGCAAGCGGCUCAAACGAUGUUUACAUUGCAAGAAUCAGAGAUAAUUAUGGUAACACGCCCUUACACUGUGCCGUGAGAAAUGAUCAUUAUUUGGUCGUGUGGAAAUUGGCAGAUAAAGACAGAGAAUCAUUGGAGUUGGUCAAUGAUGCUGGGGAAUCCCCACUGUCUAUUGCUAUCGAUCUGAAGUUAGCAGUUACUGCAGAGGCAAUCAUAGGCUUAAAUCGAUCCACUCUUGAUUACAGAGGACCCAAUGGCCAAACUCCAUUGCAUUGUGCUGUCAUAAGGCGUGAUUUACAUAUCAUGCGUAAAAUGCACAUCAGAAAACCAAAACUCAUUAAAAUGCAAGAUGAAAAGCAGAGGACUCCCCUUCACUAUGCUGCAGCCUUGGGUGAAUAUGAAAUAGUCAAGUUGCUGCUAGAAUGGGAUACUUCGGCUGCAUAUCAGGGAGAUGACAAUGAACAAAUACCUCUCCAUUUGGCGGCAGAAAAUGGACAACUAAACUUGUUAAAGAUAUUGCUGGAUCCCUGCCCGGACACCAUUGAGUUAUUAGAUAAUGAGCAACAAAACAUCCUACACUUUGCGGCCAAAAAUGGAAAUAUUGAUGCUGUAUCAUUUAUAUUGAAGUUGCCUGAAAUGGAAGACUUGGUUAAUGCAGCUGAUAUGAAUGGAAAUACUCCAUUGCAUCUUGCAGCAAAGAAUUUCCACAGCAGCAUUGUAUACAUUCUAACAAGGAAUGCAAAGGUGGACAUUAGGGCAAUCAAUAAAUCCCAUGAGACUCCUCUAGCUAUUGUGCAAUCAACUGAUGACCGUGGAAUGGAACUUCAAAAGCACUUGACAUUGAAAGCACUUAAGAGCUCUUACGCAAAGCGAGCUAUUAAUCCCAAAGAUGUUGUCGAUAAUGCACAAUUCAGUUAUGUUGAAGUUGACAAAGUUGAAAGAGGUGGUAAGAAAAGUAGAGAGAUGGCUCAAAUAAUCUCAGUGAUGGCGACACUAAUAGCUACAUUCACAUUUACUGCUGCCUUCACCAUUCCUGGAGGUUUUAUAAACGAUGGUCCAGAUGAGGGUAUGGCGACUUUGAUUAGAAAAUCAGCUUUCAAAGCAUUUGUCAUCACUGAUACUAUUGCCAUGACUUCAUCCAUGACUGCUGCGGUUAUGGUUUUCUGGUCAUCUUCUCGUCGCAAUAGCGAAUCAUUCAUGGACACACUUCCUUUUGCCAUUGGCUUGACAUGGAUUGCCCUGGUGGCAAUGGCACUAGCAUUCGUGACUGGCUUGUUCGUUGUGUUGUCCAAGAAUCUAUGGCUGGGUAUAGUGGUUUGUGUGAUUGGCUGUGCUGCACCUGCCAUUCUUUACAUAUUUGCGCCUUUGUUCCUUCUUGUGUUUGAUCGCCUGUCCUCUACUCGAGCUCGCCGGCGUAAUAUUGUUGAAGACAAUCCAUUUUUGUUUGUUUUCAGAUUGGCAAAGAUGAUUUCUUAACGUCCAAAUCUGAAUUUGUAGUUGGAGGGUAAAUGUUUGAAAUAAAAAGUUGUAAGACGCUUGUAAAUUUAAGAGCUGGUGCGCCUGUAAUGGAAGCUUGGAAGUUCAAUCAGCCCAUUUGAGAUA